Molecule: messenger RNA, 7077 nt
Organism: Apis mellifera (honey bee)
Lineage: Eukaryota; Metazoa; Arthropoda; Insecta; Hymenoptera; Apidae
Product: probable serine/threonine-protein kinase dyrk2
Exons: 13
Coding region: 752-4420 (1222 amino acids)
Biological process (GO): peptidyl-serine phosphorylation; peptidyl-threonine phosphorylation
Cellular component (GO): nucleus
Molecular function (GO): ATP binding; protein serine/threonine kinase activity; protein serine/threonine/tyrosine kinase activity
Source: RefSeq, a predicted model, not a curated record
GCACGACAGAGAUCGGAACGCGUUCCGCAACACGUGCACAUCAUCCCGGUGUCGUUGAUUAAUAUUCGUUCGUUAAGAAUUUUUCUUCCUUUUUACUUAAUUCUUUCGUUUUCUUCCUGCAUAAUUUUAAACUAUAUCCACGGUAUCCACGGUAGUUUGUGAAUAUUUGUGCUUCUCCGCUAGUGGAUGGAAACAUGUGAUGAACGCGUGUUCGUAAAUGUUCGUUAAAACGGUUGAUAAUUUGAAAUUUGUGCUCAUGUAUAAUAUUCGAUGAACAAGAAAGAAUAUAAUCUUCAAAAUUGUCAUUCUGCUGGAUCAACGACAGGUAUUUACAGAUAUACCAGAUUUGAUGUAUCCAGAUUUGAUGUGAUUUCGUACGAACCGUGGUUGCACGGUACGAAAGGCACCGAGAGCGACGAGGAUGAUGUAGCCGUCCGGCGGCUGCCGAUUCACGAGAAUAAGCAUCGAGAGGAUGUACACGAACGAACAACGUGCACGAACAAACGAGAACGAGUUGUUUGUCGCGAUUCCUCGAGCCGAUUCCAUUCGCGUAACGCGUUAGAGAAUAGAAAAAUCGUGACCAAGAAAGAAUCAUAACUGCCAGAUAUAUAAUUAAAAAAAAAAAUCCUUCCGUUCCAUCCUGAGAAAAAAAAGAAAAAGAGCAGAAAGAAGAAGGAAGGAAAAAAGUAUCUCUCUCCGUUCUCACCCUCUUUCGAGAUCAAAAAGACUGAAUAUCAAAGAGAGGAUCAAGAUGUUGGGAGUGAGUCAACCGGGAAACCCACCCUCGAGCCUGCGACACUCGGCGAGUUUCUCGUGUCUUCAACGGGGCACGGCGAGCGAGGGACACAGGGCGAGGACCUCGACUCUGCUCCAAACACAGCCGAGCCUCCAGCUGAGCAACAGCCAUCACCAGGCGUACGCGCCCGGCCAGGCGACCUCGUCCCUCCUCCAACAGUCCUCCUCGGCCGUGGGGACCGUUCAACACCGCAUCGAGGCGUUGGAAGCCAGCACCGUGCAAGACACCGGCAACGACUACGGUUUCGUCAAGCUACGCCCACGCCUGCGUAGCACCAACGCCACCCUCCACUACGAGGAGGAGCUGGCCGCUCAGAGGGGCGCUAUAUGGGACCGGGACGCGUCGGCGUUCAGCGACCGCGAGUGCGACGGCAAUUACAGGGGGGACCCGCCCUCCCUCAAGCUCAAGGACAACAGGGAGCACUCGCCCAAGGGCGGGAAGAAUCAGAACCCGCUCAGGGGCGCCCUCGUACUGUUCACCUCGACCUCGUCGUGGUGGAAGGCAAGGCAACGGGAGGAUCAGCUGAACGGCGGCGUGGCGGCGGCGUUCGCCUCCUCGUCCGAGCGAAAGUGGUCCAGCACCUCGAUGGCGUCCCCCUCGAACGAGAGAAAGUGGCCCUCGCUCGUCACCUCGCCCACCAACGAUCGCAAAUGGUCCCUUGCGGCCAACAACAACAGUAAUAACAACAACAACAACAGCAACAACGCUUUGACGUCGCCGGGUAACGAGAGGAAGUGGACGAGAUCGUCGGUCACGUCGAACUCGGGCGGGCAGCAGCAGGACAGGAAAUGGCGGUCGCUCGGCGCCCUGUUGAGGGCCCCGACCGGGGCAGCGACGCCCGCCUCGCACGCCGUCCAACACUCCUUGUCCCACAACAUGAGCGUCUCGAUGAUCGAGGACCACCACUUCAGGGAGGACGCCCGGGGCUCGGCAUCGUGCAAGUCGACGCGUUACCAACAACCGGCGGCCACCUCGUACUCGGCCCGGGUGUCGCGCGUCACCCGGGACGUUUACAGGGAGAACGGGUCGGAGUUCGGGCAGGCGGGGGGCAGGUCGAAGGUGAGCCGUAGGCUGUAUCAGGAGGAUUGCUUGGACAGGGACGGGGCGGAGGAGAGAUCUCACCAGGCGCCGAGGCAGCAACACCAGUUCGACGAGGAGUGCAGGGGAGGGCGCGCGAAUCGGGAGAGUGCAAUCUGCAAAACGGAGCAGCAGACGAUGAACGAGACUGCGGGUGGCACGCGCGCUUCCACGACGAGAUCGAGCCGGGCGCAAAGCUUCUAUCUCCUCGACGAUUUCCUGCGGCCCCAGCCCCAACAGAACAACGCCACUAAUAAUAACAAUAACAACAACAACAACAAGUGCAUGCUGAACGUUUACCUGUCGCCGUCGCACGCCGCGUCCAAGUCCACGUGUGGCGGCAACGAUCUGCUGCACUCGGGCAGAUCGGGCGACCAGGCGAAGCACCAGGUCCCCCCGCAGGCAGGGAGCGCCAACGUGACGAACAUCACUCCGCCGCGGCGCCACAACUCCAGCUCGGACAGCCUCGAGGUCGCGACCAGUCCGCUUCCGCCGCCUGUCCCGCCCCCGCCACCUCAGGUCGCCGCGACCCGCGACAGGGAGAGGGCGGAGAAUUUGAAAGAGAAGGACGUGUGCCAGUGCAAAGUGUGCUGGACCAAUAUGCAGCAGCAAAGAUGUUUCGUAGAAGAGGUGAGUAGGCGCUCCAAAGAACGUGCAUCUCUCUACCAAGAGACGGGGAGGAGUCCUGGAACGCUGCACAAAGAUGUCGGUGGUGCUGGUACCAAGGUCAGCGGAAAGACGGUCGGCGGUGUCGGCACUGCAACCCUUACCACGCUCUCUUCCAUUAAUAAUACAUCCAAUACCAGCCGGAACAAGAACAAUCCCGUAUCCCAAGAGAAAUUACUGUCAUUCUUUCAUCCCAAAACGACGCGAGUGGACAAGUCUGACAACAACAACACGACCAACUCCACCACCAACAAUAUUCACAACAACCUGCCGAUACACGAGCCUAUCAACGCCACAUCUCACGAUGUGUAUCCUGGGAGAUUGCCAAUGACAGCUCCAGAAGCACUCAAGUAUUAUGGCUCGAGGCUCACCGAAUUUGAGCGCAACGAAAUCGAGAAAUACUCGGAGAUUUGGUACCUCGGCCUGUCGGCCACGAAAAUUCACGGCGAGGAGGGCUCAUCCCAAAAUGGUGGAUACGACGACGAAAACGGUAGUUACAACAAGGUCUUCCACGAUCAUAUCUCGUACAGAUACGAGAUAUUGGAGGUGAUCGGGAAGGGAAGCUUCGGACAAGUGAUCAGAGCGUUGGAUCACAAGACGGGACAGUACAUUGCCAUCAAGAUCAUCAGAAAUAAAAAGAGAUUCCAUCAUCAGGCGUUGGUCGAGGUGGAGAUUUUGGAACAUCUCAGGAAGAAAGAUUUAGAAGCGAAUGCGUCGCACAAUGUGAUACACAUGCUAGAAUACUUCUACUUCAGGAACCAUUUGUGCAUCACCUUUGAGUUAAUGAGUUUGAAUUUAUACGAGCUAAUCAAAAAGAAUAACUAUAAGGGAUUUAGUCUGAGCCUAAUACGACGAUUCGCCAAUUCUUUAAUUAGCUGCCUGAGACUGCUGUACCGAGAGAAGAUAAUUCAUUGCGAUUUGAAACCUGAAAACGUGCUUCUGAAACAGCGGGGUAGCAGCUCGAUUAAGGUGAUAGACUUCGGAUCCUCGUGUUACAGCCAUCAGCGUGUAUAUACAUACCUUCAGUCCAGAUUUUAUCGUAGCCCGGAAGUGAUUCUGGGCCUUCCAUACGGUACACCGAUCGACAUGUGGAGUUUGGGCUGUAUCCUGGCCGAACUCUACACAGGUUGCCCUUUGUUCCCGGGCGAGGAUGAAAUCGAACAACUUGCCUGCAUUAUGGAAGUUCUUGGCCUGCCACCGGAACAUAUUAUUAAUCACGCAUCCCGUCGCAGGCUUUUCUUCGAUCCGAAGGGAAGUCCUCGAUGCGUGACGAACAGUAAGGGCAAGAAGAGAUGGGCUGGUAGCAGGAAUCUUGCCAUAGCUCUUCGUUGCACCGAUACACUUUUCGUCGACUUUGUUCGCAGAUGCCUCGAGUGGGAUCCAAAGAAACGCAUGACCCCCGACGAGGCGAUGCGUCACGAGUGGCUGAACUCGUCCUCGUUUCACGUGAGCUCCUCGACGUCCACGAUAGCCGCGUCGACGGUGAACGCGAACACGAACGCGAACGCGAACGCAACUAGCAUGGAAACGUCGUCGCAAUCCGCCCACGCUCAAACGGUGAGCGUGACGGUGAGCGCGCCGAGGCAACGGGCGACCACCGUCGAGGAUCCCCCGUACACGAUGUACCGUUUGUGCAAAGGUCGUAAGUACGUGCAGAGGAUCAGCACGACCGAGAACACGGACAACGGGGGCCUCGUAGUGAAGAGCAAGCUGAACGGAAGCGCGAGCAGCCACGCGCUCGCGAGUAGCACGCAGACUACUACCUCGAGGCACGCCUCGACCGGCGAUAUCGUCGCGAGUCUGGACCCAAAUCUCGACGAUUCCGGCGCCACCGGCAGAAAAAGAGAGAGCUGCCCACAGAAGCACUUUGUUCGACUAUAGUCAGAGCGACGAGUCCAACAUUUAAACGAGUGUAGUAUCUAAACCACGUACAUAGAUCACACAUAACCUCACAUACAUACAGACACAGAACAAAUUUAUAGCGAAACAAGAAAUAUCAAAUUGUGUAUAAUAAUUAACAUUAAUAAUAAAACUCGUGUGCGUCCGUAUGCAUAUGUGCGUGAGAACGAAAGAAGAAAAAGAAACAGAAAUAUCAGAAAGGAACACAGAGGGAAGAUAUAUUAGAUAUGUCAGAGAGAAUGUGUCCAGCGAGAAUGCGUUACAUUAUCGCAUAUACAUAUAUACAUAUACAAUUUUACGUGUUAAGUAACCCACGCGGAAGCGAAAAAACGAGUUAAAUAUAGAAUAUUCAUUUAGAAAAUAGAGAAGACCGUUCGAACAACGUAGCUCCGAUACAUGGAGUCCCCUGUUUCCCAUUACUCUUCCCUUUGGUACUGUUCUAUUGUGUAAAGUCGUGUCGAUUAAAUCGUUUAUAAAAUUUUUCAAUUAGAAAAAAUUUAGAAAACUAUCGGAAGAAAUAUUUUCCUUGAUAUAUUAAUUAUAAUUAAAGUCUUAUAUAUAUAUAUAUUAUAGUGACGAUCUGAUCAUUUAAUCUGUUUGACGAAUUUAUUGUUCAAUGUGGUGAAUACAAAUAGACAUUCGAUAAACAUUGUUACGCUAUAACUAUUGCUAUUUAAUAAGUAAGAAUAUAUAUACAUAUAGAUGUCAAAUGUCUAAAGUGUCCUAGAAGCAAAAAAAAUUAUAAGUGCUUAAAUGAACAGCUUAAUUUUACAUCCAAUACCAAACAUUUAAUUGAGAAACACUUUAUUCUCGUUUUAUAUCGGUUUUUAAACGAUUUAAUCGAAUCGAUUGAACACAUUUGACGCGAAAAAUUUACGAGCACGAAAAACGUGAAAUUGAAUCGAUAAAUCUUUUUCUCUUUCAUUAUGGUUUUUCGUUUUCGCGAGUUAUUCACGUCAAUUGUACAAUCCUCAAAUUUUUUAGUUGUGUUCACUAUAUUGUAUACAGUGGGAUCAAAUUACACGCGUUAGGAUCGACUAAUCUACGUAAACUGAUCGUCUCACGUUUAAUAUGUCGCCGUGUAUUCGCGCAUGCGUACAUGUCUUUCGUGAGGUGAGAUUUGCCUAAAAAAUUUAAAUAAAAAUUAUUGAAGUAUACUUUCUUUAGAAAUAAACAAAAAUUAAAAAAAGAAAAAAAAAGAAAGAUAUGGGACAAAGUGAUGUUUAAAUAAUCAAUUCAUGUAUCUUCUAAAACAAAAUUUCUUAUGUCAAAUUCAAUUGGAUUGAGAAAGAAUUAUUACCGUCUCGUAAUCCAAGUUUAUCGGUUAAUAAUAGCCGGAAUAGCAUGGACAUACAAGACAGUUACUUUCUAGUCCAAAAACAUGUUACGAAAAAAGGGGGGAUGGUCUAAAAAGGUCUAAACUCUACUAAAGAAUGAAAAGGGAAGGCUCUCUUUCAGGCUUCAGCGUGGAAUGCUCUUAGUGUAUAUCUGUUAGGACAACGUGUAACUAAUUAUCGAAUUAAUGACGUGAUUAGAUUUAUCAAAUUCAAUUAGAUAGUAACUGUGCAUAAAUGGCGAGAUCGUUGCCAUAGCCAUGACCGCGACCGUCCCUUUUCCCCCUCCCUUCUGGACAUAAUAUCGAUCUAUAAUGUUCGAUUAAUUCAUACAAUUAUCCUUGUGACGAUUAAUUGUUCUUGCUUAGUAUAUCUCAAUAGGACAAUCACAAAUAAUAAUUUUGUAUUAGUGUAUUAUUACCAAAAUUAUAGUUAAGCAGUUUAUGAAAUUUCAAAUAGCGAAUAUUGUUUUUUUUUUUGUCAAAAUCCAAACAUUGAGGUUCUGUGCGCUGUUGCCGAUUGAGAGACUAUAACGGAAUUUGUAAAUUUUCUUCACAUUGUAUGUUUCCAUCAUUGUCAAGUUCUCUUUAUAUAAUUAAAUUUCAUGUGGUUAAUAUAGAUCGUAUUUCUCAAAAUAAAAGCAUGUACAAAAUGUAAUAAGAAAUAUAUCUUUGGUAAUGACACAGAUUUUCGCAUGUUUGAGACAAAAAUCGAUAGUAUAAAUUCUAAUCGUGAUUUUCUUCAUUAGCAAUAUAUUAGCAUAUAUUAUUUUGAGUUAUUAUACUAAUUAAACAUAUAAAUAAGCAUAUUAUAUAUAUGAGAAUUUUUUAUUCGAAAUGUAAUGAUGAGCUUCGUAAAAUAAAAAAUAAAUAAAAUGGAAUAAAAUCGGGAGGGGGAAAGGAUAUCUCACAGAAUAUAGAAGAAAUAUGGGAAGAAAUGAGAGGAAGAGAGAGGAGAGAGAGAAUGAGAGUGAGAGAGCAGGAAUUGAUAAUAGUGGUUUGUAACCCGAUGUUGAAUAGCAGGAAAGACCUUAUUAUCGUGCAGUGUGAGUUCGUCAAUUUCUGCUCAACUUAAUUAUAGUGAACGAAAAGAAGAAUUGCUAAUAAUAAAUGAUUAUAAUAAUGACAUUAGUAUAUGUAACGAUACAAUACUGAAGCAUCAUCAUCUUUUGUAUCAUUUGUUCGUUUGUUUUUAUCUUACUGCGUUUGUCUUUCAUUAUUAAUGCAAUACCAAGAUGACUCGGUUUCGACACGGUAUCUUGUGUGUAAAUAUAUACUAAUAAAAAACACAAACAUAUAAAAAUGA